Messenger RNA from Epinephelus lanceolatus (giant grouper), 2891 nucleotides. RefSeq names its product LIM/homeobox protein Lhx1-like. Gene Ontology annotation, molecular function: zinc ion binding; DNA-binding transcription factor activity, RNA polymerase II-specific; RNA polymerase II transcription regulatory region sequence-specific DNA binding. Lineage: Eukaryota; Metazoa; Chordata; Actinopteri; Perciformes; Serranidae. The record is from RefSeq and is a predicted model, not a curated record. Gene Ontology annotation, cellular component: nucleus. Gene Ontology annotation, biological process: neuron differentiation; regulation of transcription by RNA polymerase II.
AGACCGAGAGCUCAUCAGAGGAAAAAUGGGACACAAAUGACAAGGCUGAGCGCACUGACAGCAUUUCAGCGUUAUUUCCCUCUACUUUAGACACCACUCAGGAUAUAUGGUGCAGUGGGUAGGCUAUUUUUUCCUGCGCUUACCCGUAAACCCGCACACUUCGGAUGAUCUUGAUGGGCCCGCGGUGAUCUCCAGUCUGUAAUUUUGCUCCAGAAAUGCUGUUUCUUCAACAGUUACCCUGUCGUCUGGAGCUGUUGGCCACAUGUGGAUUGUUGCCCCGUGGAACAGAUCAGCUACAUUUAAUCUCACGGAUGGUGAUGUAAUUAUUCCCAUUAAUUUGGAUACAUUGGAUUUUCCGGGAUCAUAUCCAAACACCGAGGUGACUGGGACGUUGGAGAAAGAAAACAUACAUAUAUAUAUAUAUAUAUAUAUAUAUAUAUCACACACACCCCACACACUGGGCUGGGAAUAAGUCCAGACAAUGCUUCAGUGUUCCAGCUGUGAAAAGCCUAUUCUUGAUAGGUUCCUGCUCAAAGUUUUGGACAGACCGUGGCACAUAAAAUGUGUCCAGUGCUGCGAAUGCAAAUGCACUUUGACAGAGAAGUGUUUUUCACGAGAGGGGAGACUGUAUUGUAAGAAUGACUUCUUUAGGACAUUUGGGACCAAGUGUGACGGUUGCGCCCAGGGGAUUUUACCCAGUGAUCUUGUCCGCAGGGCCAAGAGCAAAGUGUUUCACCUGAACUGUUUCACCUGCGUGAUGUGCAACAAACAGCUGUCCACAGGAGAGGAACUGUACAUCCUGGACGAAUUCAAGUUUGUUUGUAAGGAGGACUAUCAAAACAACAAUGGGAAAGACACAAUCCUCCUUUCAGUCACGACGUGCAGCGACCCGAGUUUGUCUCCAGACUCCCAGGACCCGCAGGACGACGGGAAGGACUCAGAAACGGGACAUUUAUCCGAUAAAGACAACAGCAACGAGAACGACGAGCAGAGCGCCGUCGGGAAACGACGCGGGCCUCGGACCACCAUAAAAGCCAAGCAGCUGGAGACCCUGAAAGCUGCUUUCGCGGCCACGCCGAAACCCACGAGGCACAUCAGGGAGCAGCUGUCACGAGAGACCGGCCUCACCAUGAGAGUCAUCCAGGUUUGGUUCCAAAAUCGGAGGUCCAAAGAGAGACGCAUGAAGCAGCUGAGCGCUCUGAGCGGCCGGAGACACGUGUUCUUCCGCGGCCAGAGGAGGAUGAGGGCGCUGGGAGAGAGACUGGAGGCAGAGGAGCUUGGACACUUCUCUUAUUAUGGAGAUUAUCCUGCUGAAUACUACGGCUCAGGAGGGAAUUAUGAGUACUACCAAGGCCCACCAUCAUCCCAGGCUCAGACUCCAGCAGACUUGGGCUUUGUGCCCUCCUCUGUUCCUGCUGGCACCCCAUUAGGAGCAAUAGACCACCACCACCCAGGGCACCACUGUCCUGGAGAGGUGCACUGUUUCUCUGACACAGUAUCUCACCAUCCUGCGGACUCACCCAGUCCUGAGCCCACUAUGCUGGGCUCAAUGCACAGCAUCUCCAGUGAGAUGUGUGGCCCCAGCACACCCUACACGACUGUGUCUCUCAAUGACAAUGGAUACACCAACCAGCUGUCACAACCCUCGUCAGAAAUAAGCGAAGGCACUGUCUGGUGAUCCAGUCGACUCCAAACCACAAGGCACACCUGGAUAUUUGAAGGCAAAUCAAUUGCUUUUCAUUUGAUGUUCAUUUAUUUAAAUGCAAUUUUAUUUAUUUAUUUGUCUAUUUAUUUAUUUGCUUGCAUUUCUGUUAAGCUCUAUUUAACUAUUUAUAAAUCUCUAUAUUUGUAUGUUGGUAUAAUUGUUUAUUGACUAGCCAAUCAAUAGAUUGUUUUCAUGUGAAUUUGACCCAUUAACACACUCACAAUGCUGGGCCUCAUUGAUCAAGCAAUAAACAAACACAUUUAUAUGCUGCAGAAAGUGUUUUUUUACAGUUUGCAAAACCUUUUCUGCCACAUAUCGAGCAUUAUUGUCCUUAAAAUCAUGUUAAUGUGAAGGUGCAUGACAGAUUUUUUUUUUAUAUUACCUUUCACUGUUUCAGUGACAAACAGCACUCCAUCCACGAGUUCAUGUGUAAUACGAUAUUUUAUCAUUUAAAAGCAGAAUAUGAUUGUGAUGUUCAAUACAUUGGACCAAAUACCUCUCUCAGGACGGUGGAAACAUUGUUUUUAUUUGCCUUUAUUUGUCAGCCAUUUCCUUUUUAAUUAUUUUACUACCAACACAUGUUUGCCUUCAGAGGGAUAUCUUUAUAAAUCUGAAAAUUUUAUAUGUAACAGAAUUUGACUUUAACAUGACAUGAAUCCAGCGUUAUAUAUAGAAUAAUGGACAGUACAGAAGAGUCAACUGUUUACCUAAAGCUCCAGUAUUCAGGGGUUUGAAUAUCAGCAUUGUAUAAAAUCGAUGGACAGACCAUUCAAUGCAAACAAACCAAACUUUUGUAGCUGUUUAUGUGGUCGCUCACUGUGCUAGUUUGUACUAUGUCCUCAUUAAAAACACAGAAACUACUAAUAAACCGUUGCCAAAUGAAUGCACAGCAAAACCCUGCAGCUCCAGGUGUGACACAGACUUUUUUUUUUAAGUGUUCUCCUUUUCUAAUUAUCUGAGCAUGUUCAUAGUAAAAACAGUCAUUUGCUGCUCAGUUAGUCGAUCAGCCGAGACUCAGACUGGUUUUGUCUUAAUGGAUCAAAAUGUCAAAUUAUUCACAUUGAUGGUCUCAUACACUGCCAGCAGCAGCAAUGUUUUUUAUGAGACAUACUUGAUUGUUCCAAUUAAGUUUAUGAGACCGGUGUUUACGACCAUUCACUGUAUAAUAAAACACAUACUGAUCUCU